Molecule: messenger RNA, 2411 nt
Organism: Lingula anatina
Lineage: Eukaryota; Metazoa; Brachiopoda; Lingulata; Lingulida; Lingulidae
Product: DNA-directed RNA polymerase III subunit RPC5
Biological process (GO): tRNA transcription by RNA polymerase III
Cellular component (GO): nucleus; RNA polymerase III complex
Source: RefSeq, a predicted model, not a curated record
UAGAGGUCGCUGCGCACGCGUCAAAAGCGAUCAGCAUGGCGGACGAUGAUGAUCCAGUGGUUCACGAGGUGGAUGUCCUCUUAUCAAAAAGUCUUGCAGAAAAUCUUUAUUUAUUCCAAUAUCCAGUUCGCCCAGGAUUUAUGCCUUAUGAUGAAGUCAGACACUUGAGUGCUAGAAUCAAACCAAAGCAACAGAAGGUUGAAAUGGAACUUAGUGUUAACACAAGAAGUCCCAACUAUGCCAUUAGUAAAGGAGAGCAGGUGGCCCUGAAUGUGGAUGGACCACAAGGAGUUGGAAAUUAUUAUCAGAGUGGAAUGAUGGACAAACAGGUGCUUGCUUCUGAGCCAAGUGUCAUAUCCACAUCCAGAUAUGCAGUUGGUGUAUUGAAAGAUGGUGAACUUCAUCUGACCCCACUCCACGGCUGUGUACAGCUCCACCCCAGCUUCAGCUAUUUAGACAAGGCAGAUAACAGAGAGAAAGACACAGCAGAUGCAGGGGAAUCCUCUCAGGAUGAAGGUGAGGAGGAGGCCAAACCAGUGAUGGUUCGCUUUGGUCGCCCCGAGUCUGAUGAGGCUAAGGCCAGACGUUUAGCAUCAUACGAAUAUUUGAAUAAGAAACAGGAGGAAGAAAACUGGGUUACUUGCAGAUAUAAUCAAAUCCAAGAUGAAAAGGCUGAGCAGGAAAGGCUGUUGUUGUAUGCCAACAGUGGUAAUGAGAUGACAGAAUUCUGCACUCCACCACAAGAAUACCUCAAGCAGCUCAUGCCAGAAAUGAAGAAUGUUGAAGAAGAAAAGCCAGCACUUCCCAAUAAUGUACUUGCUAUGAACCAGCUGAAGACGAUGCCUCUCAGUGAUCAAGUCAAAGCCUUACUUAUAAAUGCUAAGGUUAUCAAGUUCAGCCAACUGAUGACAUUCCUUCCAAGGGGCACUGAUGAAGAUGCUGCCAUACGUUCCCUGCAACAAGUGGCCAUGAUGGUUCAGGGAUGCUGGGUAGUGAAAAGUGAAGUUCUUUAUCCAAAGGAUUCUUUCAGUGCUCAUAGUGGAGUAUCAGCAGAGGUGCUCAGUAGGGUUAGAGAUUAUGUGAUGUGGAAGUUUACUCAAAAUCGUUAUGUCACAAGAAAGGAGAUCUCGUCUGUUGUUAGAAUGCAGUCUGAAGAUUUAAAAGACAUUUUAGAGCAAAUGUCAAAGAUGAAAGUGCACCAUGGCUGGGAAUUUGUGUGUGGAUUUGAUGAGGAUUUUGUUGACAGAAACCCAGAGGUAGUAAAUAGACAGAACAAGUUAUGGGAAUUAAAAAUCCAACAGAUAACAAAAUCAUUUAAAGCUGCCAAAGAGACUCCUGUUUCCCCAGAGAAAUCUAAACGUAGAAGAACAAUAUCCCGUUCACGAACAAAGUCUGGGAGUGGGAUGUCAGACUUAAGUGAUACGGACAUUGCAGAUGGUAAAGUUAAGACAGAAAGACAGAGAAGGCAGUCAGGUGCUGGGGACAGACAGAGGAGAAAGUCAGGACAUGCCAUGGAAGUUGAUCCUCCAGCCGCAGAAAACCAUGUCAGCAAUGGUCCUACAGAUAACACAACAAAUGGUGCUGCUGUGUUAAGUCCAAGUACUCAAACGGACAACACAAACAAUACAACCUCUGUUGAGCUGAGAACAGAGCUUACAAACUUUAUCCAGGAAAAGCUCUAUAGUCGUUAUGUCCUGACAUUAAGUGACUUGAAAAAGUUAUAUCAAAUGAAAUUAGCUCAGUGUGCCCCUGGGCACGUUUUGGCAAGUGGUGUCACUGAUCACCUGCUACAAAAAACUGUGAUAGAAGUGGGUGGGUCACAACUCCAAGUCCAGUGGCCUCCCAGUUCACAAGAGGAACCCAUUUUUGCUCUCUUAAAAACUGGAGACAAACUAGACCAGGCUCGUGCAAUGUUGUCAGAAUUGCUAAAGAAAUCACAUAAAAUCAAAAGCUCAGCACUACGAAAAAGAUAUGAGGAUGAAACAGGGGAAGUCUUAAAUGAGUCAGAUUGUAAAAGAAUCUUGAAAGAUUACUGUGUGACAAAAGGAAGUGUUUGGCAUCUUAAAGGAAUCCCAGAAACAUGACAUAUUCAUGCUCUUUAGGUUUAAAGUCUGUCUCCAAUAGAUUAACAGUAUUAGAAUUGCAGUUAAAACAGUACAGUGAAAAAUCAAAUGAAGAGUUCAUUACUGUGGAAUAGAAGAACAAAUUUUUAAUUUGUUUUCAUGAAUUAAAUAAGAUUAAAGAAGGAAUAUAUAAAAGGUGACACUUGCUUGAUGAUGAUGUGUCACCUUUACAAAAGAUGUUAGAAAGACAAUACAUUGCUUCCAACUGCUAUAACCUUUACAAUCUCUGAACCAGAACUAAAGACUGUUACAUCACAUUCUUUUUGGAAUAAAAUGAAAUGGAACUUG